Messenger RNA from Morus notabilis, 3691 nucleotides. Its product is annotated as disease resistance protein RGA2. Gene Ontology annotation, biological process: defense response to other organism. The coding region runs from base 91 to 2916 and encodes 941 amino acids. Lineage: Eukaryota; Viridiplantae; Streptophyta; Magnoliopsida; Rosales; Moraceae. Gene Ontology annotation, molecular function: ADP binding. The transcript is spliced from 3 exons. The record is from RefSeq and is a predicted model, not a curated record.
CACAAAUUAUUGAGUCAUUUCUUUCCUUAGCAUACACCUGAUCUGAUUUCCACAGAGAGAGAGAGAGAGAGAGAGAUAAUUUUGCAGAACAUGGCUGAAUUUGUUUAUGGCGUAGCAGUAAUUGUGGUAGAAAAGCUAAGCUCCAUUUCCUACCAUCAGAUUUGCUUGGCGUUGGGGUUGGAAGGCGACCUAAAAAGGCUUAAAGAAACCAUGGCCACCAUCAAAGAUGUUCUCCUUGAUGCCGAAGAGAAGCAGGCACAUGACAAAAGGAUAACAAGCUGGCUCACUCAGCUUAAAGAUGUGUUUCUUGACGCCGAGGAUGUACUAGAUGAAUUCGACUGUGAGGAACAGCGGAGACAAUCGGUGAAGAAACAUGGCAGGACUGGUAGAAAGGUACGUCGUUUCUUCUCGCGCUCUAAUCCACUCGUCUUCCGCGCCAGUGUUGCUCGUGCUAUUAAGGACAUAAGAGAGAGAUUAGACCAAAUUGCAGCAGAUAAGAAAAACUUUGAUCUCAAUUCGAGACAGGAAGAAAGGCGUUUGACGAAUGAGUGGAAGGAAGUGCACUCGUUCGUUGAUCCUUCGGAUGUCAUUGGCAGAGACAUUGAUCAGAAGAACAUAAUAAGUCUUUUGACAGAUGCUGCAAGUGAUGAUCAUGAUGAAAUCCAUCCAAAACUCUCUGUUAUUCCUAUUCAUGGAAUUCCAGGCGUGGGAAAGACUACGCUUACCCGGCUUGUUUACAACCAUAAAAGAGUGCGUUGCUACUUCGAAUUGAAGAUGUGGGUUCAUGUCUCAAAGGAUUUUGAUGUACCGAGAUUAAUUAAAGAGAUACUUGACUCAGCAACGGGUAAAAAAAAUGACAAUUUAACCUUUGACCAGGUGCAAACUCAGCUGCGAGAUAAUUUAGAGGGUAAAAGAUUUUUGCUUGUUUUGGACGAUGUUUGGAAUGGCGACCGCAGCCGAUGGAUUGAGUUGAGAAGUCUUUUGACAGGAGGUUCCAAGGGAAGUAAAAUCAUAGUGACCACUCGUAGCGCAAACGUUGGCGACUGUAUGGGCACAAUUUCACCUUACAACUUGGAAGGCCUUUCUGAUGAGCAUUCUUGGAAUUUCUUUCUCAAAUGUGCUUUUAAGGAAGGAGUAGGACAUGAACAAAAUCGGAAUCUUCUGGACAUCGGUAGGCAAAUACUCGACAAGUGCAAAGGGAUUCCGUUGGUAGUGAGAACUUUAGGGAGCCUAUUGUACUCGAAUCAGGACGUUCAGUAUUGGAGGUACAUAAGUGAAAGCAAGUUAUGGGAAGUGGUAGCAGAGCCAUAUAGGAAAGGCAUUUUUGCAGCAUUACUAUUAAGCUAUAGUGAUUUACCAUUUCACUUAAAGAGGUGUUUUCUUUAUUGCUCACUUUUCCCUAAAGGCAAGGAGAUCUUCAGUUUGGAACUGAUUCAACUUUGGAUGGCACAUGGAGUCCUCAUACCGAAACGAAAUGAAUACAGAAGUUUGGAAGAUAUUGGGCAUCAAUAUUUCAAGGAAUUAUGUUCAAGAUCUUUCUUUCAAUAUGUGAAGAAACAAGGUUGGUAUUACUCAUUUUCUAUGCAUGAGCUCAUUCAUGAGUUUGCACAACUUGUGGCUCAAAGUGAGUGUUGGAUAAUAAACUCUCCUGAAAGUGACAUUUGUAACCGAGUUCGACAUUUAUCAGUCAAUCAACUAAGUGGGAAUGAGAUUCCUUCUUGCUUAGACAACCUAAAUAGUGUUCGAACCAUUAUUUUCCCAUUCCUUCUAACGGAGCCUUUGAGCGAUUUCUUUUUCAAGAAAUACCUCUGGAAGUACGAGUGCUUGCGAAUGCUCGAUUUGAGUUAUUCGUCUUUUGAAACAUUUCCAAGUUACAUUGGAAGAAUGAAGCAACUGAGGAAUCUCAACUUGUCUCAUAAUCGCAAACUUGUCAAUCUGCCUGAUUCCAUCACCAAGCUGCAAAGCCUGCAAAUUCUACAACUUCAAGGAUGUUCCAACUUGGAGAAACUUCCAAAAAACAUAGGGAACUUGAGUAGCCUCAUGUUUCUGUCGAUAACCACAAAGGAGAUGUGUUUUCCUGAGAAUGGCAUAGAAUGUUUGACUUCUCUCCGGACACUGAUGAUUGUGAGUUGUAACAAGCUCAGUUACUUGUCUGAUAGGAUCAUGGGAUGCCUAACUGCGUUGGAGACACUCGUGAUUAGCUAUUGCGAAAACUUGGCAUUGUUCGACGACCAAGAUGAGAAAGUCAAACGGUUGAGCCUGCAAAAAUUGAUUUUCAUGGACUUACCAAAGAUGAGGGCUCUCCCCAGAUGGCUUGAAGGAUGUCAAAACACUCUGCAGUACUUGUGUCUGGGAAGUUGUCCCAACUUAACAUCAUUGCCUUUUUGGCUACCGAAAACUGCAUCCCUUCAGCAAAUGGAAAUCGGGGCAUGCCCUAAGCUUUGCUCGCUACCGGAAGGAAUGCAUCGUCUGGCUUCCCUACUAGAACUGAGAAUUGCCAAGUGUCCUAAUCUCAUGGAAUAUCUUCAAUCUGUCGACGGCAAGAAUUGGUCUAUGAAGAUUCAUUUUGUUGAUUAUCUUGAGCCUCAUAGCCAAGAUAGGAUGGAGUCAUUAACAAGUGAAGAACCAAGACAAACUGAACGGUUUUGGACUGAGGAAGAGGACACCAAGCUUAUACAGACUGUGGUAGAGUUAUACAACAAAGGAAAAUUCAAAGUUGAAGAUUCUUUUAUUGGGCAGGGUUAUAUGGAAGCUAUUAGGAGAUUAUUGGUAGCCAAGUUUCCUGAAUUUGACCAAACUACUGAAGACAUGAUCGAGUCUAGAAUCAAGACACUUGUGUCAAAGUUUCACUUUGUCCAUGAAAUGUUGACUAGACAGAGUAGUGGUUUUCUUCGAGACUCGAAAAGAAGAUUGUGACUGCAGAGAAGGGGGUCUGGGAUGCUUACUUACAGAGGCAAUGGGUUUUGGAAACAAAGCAUUCCCAUUUUGCGAUGAGUUAUGCAUAUAGUUUUUGGUAAAGAUAAUGCAAUUAUGAAGAACUCAGCUGAGAUCACACUAGCUAAUAAUGGUAUCAAAGGAAACGACAGUAAUGAGAGCAGUGGGAAUGAAGAAAACGAAUAUGAUCUUGAAGCAAAGGAGAGAGCCUAGUAAUGUUGGCUUUGGAAAUCGCAUUGGAGUGGGAUUUAAGGAAGUGACACAUGUCGUUACUGAAGAAAUCAGGGACUCAACUAAUCGUUUAACUAGAGGCAUUUUCCAAGAAAUUAAUGAAUAAUAUACCAGGCUCAAUGACGAAUUAUUGAAGAUCCCCACUCUUACAGUAGUGGAAAGACAUAAAGCUACCCGCCUCAUUAGUCAAAAUAAUGCCAGUCAAUAUGUUUUUUGGUCUUCCUGAUGAGGAGAAAGAGGAAUGGGUGAGGGCUCUUCUCACUGGCUCUAUUUAGUAUGUAUGUGUGUCUAUAUAUAAAUAUAUAUAGAUAUAUAUGUAUGUAUGUAUGUAUAUACUUAGUGUAUGUAUCUAUGCAUAUAUAUAAUGUAAUGGGUUGUGCUGAUUGUUUAUUUGGUACUAUAUGUAAGAGAUUUAAACAAGUGAAGACUACUUUGUUGUGUUGUUGCACGUGCAGCUUAUGUUGAUGUAAAAAGUAGAGUUGUUGAUGUAAAAAAAAUACUAUUAUGAAAUAUCAUUUGAGGUUAA